Molecule: messenger RNA, 642 nt
Organism: Symbiodinium sp. CCMP2592
Lineage: Eukaryota; Dinophyceae; Suessiales; Symbiodiniaceae
Source: the annotation of a GenBank genome assembly
AUGGCAAAUGGAAUCAGCAGCUUCUCCGGCGCACCCAUUUGUUUCAGCAACCAAGCGACCGAUGGCAAGCGAUUCCUCAGGAGCUCGCGUGCAGACGAGAAGAAACUGGCUGUGCUAUCGAAGCAUCUGGCCGAGCACACGGCUCAUGCUGUCGCGGCUGCCAAAGAGGACACAACCGACCUUCGCUUCUCCGGCGCAGAUGAGGCGAUUCUUCGGGAGAUGGUCCCAGAGCUUUCGCAAGAGGUCGCACCAGAGGUUCCCAGAGAUGCGGGAGGCGAAACUGCACAGGCCUACCGAGAGGCAUUCUUGAACGUUGUGAGGAGCCACUACAGCUCUGCCAUCACCAAGGGCAUCCUGCCACGCACCUCAGAAUCCGCAAGGUUGCUGCUUAGCUCUGUGGAUGUUGCCAUGGACAGCGCUCCCGAGAUUCUGAAGGAUUGGGCAUUCAUCCACGAUGCCCUUGAGGCGCCCAAGAAUCAGCUUGCUCGCUUGGCCGGGGAGUACAGCAUGGAUGAGACUAUGCAGAAGUCAUACUGCGUGCUCUCCUUCCUGGAAGCACAUCGCCAAGCGAGGGAGGAUCUGCCCCGCUGCAUGGCUUGCAACUUCUGCUUAGCCCUCGUUGAUGAAGUUUGGGCUCUUUGA